AUGAUUCUCUUAGUUUAUAUUGAUGAUAUCAUUCUAGUUGGUUCUUCAGAAGAGCUUCUUCAAUCCUUCAUUAUGUCUCUCAACAGUGAGUUUGCUAUUAAGGAUCUAGGCCCAUUACAUUAUUUCUUGGGUAUUCAGGCUACUUGUGAUUCAUCAGCUAAGAAGUUAUUGUUAACCCAAAAUAAAUAUUCUUUGGAUCUUCUAAAGAAACAUGAUAUGUUGGGAUGUAAUCCAUGCAAAACUCCAGUUGCUCAAGGUCAAAGGGAUUCAGUGUGUGAUGGAACAGCCUUAUCUGAUAUCACUUCUUUUAGAAGUUUGGUGGGUGGUCUUCAAUACCUCACUCUCACUCGACCUGACAUUAGCUUUGCAGCUAACUAUGUCAGUCAUUUCUUACAUUGUCCAACAGACAUCCAUCUUCAGCUAGCUAAGAGGAUUUUACGCUACAUCAAAGGGUCUCUUGGUCAGGGGCUUACACUGUCUUCUGGUAAUUGUUCUGACUUACAGGCUUACAGUGAUAGUGAUUGGGAUGGUUGCCCAGAUACUCGUAAAUCAACCUAUGGAUAUUGUGUUUUUUUUGGUGGUAAUCUGGUUUCUUGGUCAUCCAAGAAACAACAGACUAUUUCUCGUUCUUCCACAGAGGCUGAGUAUCGUGGUUUAGCUAAUGCCGCUGCAUAA
Messenger RNA from Papaver somniferum (opium poppy), 675 nucleotides. RefSeq lists its product as uncharacterized. The record is from RefSeq and is a predicted model, not a curated record. NCBI's taxonomy places the organism in Eukaryota, Viridiplantae, Streptophyta, Magnoliopsida, Ranunculales, Papaveraceae. The transcript has a single exon. Bases 1 to 675 code for a protein of 224 amino acids.